Molecule: messenger RNA, 2763 nt
Organism: Acanthopagrus latus (yellowfin seabream)
Lineage: Eukaryota; Metazoa; Chordata; Actinopteri; Spariformes; Sparidae
Gene: stx16
Product: syntaxin 16
Exons: 9
Coding region: 355-1320 (321 amino acids)
Biological process (GO): intracellular protein transport; vesicle fusion; vesicle-mediated transport
Cellular component (GO): SNARE complex; endomembrane system; membrane
Molecular function (GO): SNARE binding; SNAP receptor activity
Source: RefSeq, a predicted model, not a curated record
GAAGAAGCAGUAGUUACGCAGGUGUUUACGUUUUCCUACUUCCGUAGCUGUCCAAGCGGGGCAACGUUAUUAAUCCAACGUUAAACCCCAAAAAAUUUGAGAAGAAACUCUCGGCCAUGUUUGUUAUUUUGAAUUGAAGUAUUAGAGAUGUCUCUAAGAUGAACAGUCUUUAGGUCGUGUGCUGUCCACUGUAGGCGCUGUAUCGCGAGUUUUGCUCAUCAUCCAUCGCAGGCAAAGCUAAAGCUAAAGCUAGCGGUGUUAGCUGCGGGUCAGCGGGCAGUGGACAUAAUUUAGUAAAUCAUCGCCUGAUCAGCACUUUGUCCGGUGUUAAAUUAGAUAUCAAACAAGGCAGUCAUGGCCACUAGGCGUCUGACCGAUGCCUUCUUGUUAAUGCGGAACAAUGCAAUCCAAAACCGGCAGAUAUUGGCUGAGCAAGUGAGUACAUACGACCCCCGUCUGAGUACACGUAGCAAUGCUGCGGAACUUGAUGAGAUGGCUGAUGAUCGAAUGGCCCUGGUGUCAGGAAUCAGUCUGGAUCCUGAAGCUGCUAUUGGAGUCACGAAGAAACUGCCGCCCAAAUGGAUAGAGGGGGUUGAUGAGAUCCAGUAUGAGAUCACACGGGUUCGGCAGAAGAUGAAGGAUCUUGCCUUACUUCAUGACAAGCAUAUGAAUCGUCCCACGCUCGAUGACAGUAGUGAGGAAGAGCAUGCCAUAGAAAUCACUACACAGGAGAUAACACAGAUGUUUCAUCGAUGCCAGCGAGCCGUGACGGGUUUGCAGUCUCGCUGUGGCCACUGCACCGAGCAGGAGGAGAGGCUGCUGAGAAACGUGGUGUCGUCCCUGGCACAGAGCCUGCAGGAGCUGUCCACCAAUUUCAGACACACACAGUCCGGCUACCUAAAACGUAUGAAGAAUCGCGAGGAGAGGUCAAAGCACUUUUUUGACUCUGGGCCCCUGAUGGAAGAGGACGAAGAGUUAGCUGUUUAUGACAAGGGGUUCACAGACGACCAGCUGAUGCUGGUGGAGCAGAACUCAGUAAUGGUUGAAGAGCGUGAGAGGGAGAUCCGACAAAUAGUGCAGUCCAUCUCAGAUCUGAAUGAGAUUUUCAGGGACUUGGCUGGAAUGGUGGUGGAACAGGGCACCGUUCUUGACAGAAUUGACUUCAAUGUGGAGCAGGCGUGUGUUAAAACAGAAGAUGGAUUGAAACAGUUACAAAAGGCAGAACAGUACCAGAAGAAAAACAGAAAGAUGCUGGUCAUUUUGAUCCUCUUUGUCAUAGUAAUUGUUCUAAUUCUUAUUCUUUUUGGAACAAAGUUUUAAUUUUGCAUUCCCCUGGCGUUUGUUUUCUGUGUGGGUGUUUGUUGUGCAUCUGUGUGGACUUGGACUCUGUCUCAGUUCUACUCAAAACAAAGAUGACUGCCUUUUUAAUACCCACCAGGAGACGAAGAGGAAGAAUUCCACGUCUAUUUACAGGUGCACUUUGGGCUAUGUGGUUGAUUUUAAUGAGAGAAACAAUCAACAAUGCGUUUGAGCCAGGGCUGUUUUAUCAAGUGACUUGUACCCAGAUCGCCAAGACUCUGUGACAGAGGUUUGUCAAACCUGACUAUAUCGACAUAUGUGUCUUAACAAAAGAAAACACAAAAAAUGGACUACCAAUGUUUAAAUGCUUAAGCAGACCAUCCUCUGCUUAAUCUCAAAGCACGAAUUGUGAUGUUUGUUGUGUGACUGCAUCGUUUCUGUCCAGUAUCAUUGCAAACAUUUUGUUUCUGUGAGGAAGAUAUGAUGCAGUAUGCAAUCGCAGUAGAUCUAAUUUUACUGCAAAUUCACUUUAAUCCCAGCAUUGCUUUCAUGUCCCGGCUCAGUAUUUUGAUCUUGAAAGACAGAAAGAAAGUGUCUGUAUUAGGACAGUAUGAGACCUGAUUUGAAUAGUCAUUCAGCACCAAAUAUAUUCCUUUGGUUGAAGGACCAGUUGUUUUUUUUUAUGAUUUAACUUCCCAGUUUAAAAAUGAUAAGAGUGUGUCACUCCACUGUUUGUCUGAUGGGGGUUUAAACAGCCAUGAGCUCCUUCCAAUUCAUCUGGUUAUUUUAAAAUCAAACCCGAGUCACACCGGCUGCACUUUUCAUGAAGUGUUCAUUUCAAAAACACUGUCUUGUUUUUUUUGUUGUUCACGGUCCUUGCAUAAAGUGCUACCUUUUUUAAACUCUUGCAGUUUGCACAUAUUGAGGCCUGAGGGGAGUGAGGGUGGCUGUUAUGGAUGUAAUACUACUGUCAUCUGUGUGAUGAAAAGAAUUAUUUAUUUUUUAAUGACUUCAAAUAAUCAGGAGGUUGGGACGUGUUCUGUCUCAGGCAGAAUUACUGUAUAUUGAGUAAAGUGUAUCUGUAGUCUAAUACCCAACAGUUAUUGUACUUUCCACUGAGAAAACUGUGAUGUAGUCCAACACAAGCAGACAUUUGAAGACGGCAUCGUUGUUUUGUUUUAUUUUCAGAUUGGACUUUCUACAUUUUGGUUGGAAAUUCUUGACAUGUGCUUGUGUCCUAUAAAGACUGAUAAGCUGGAAUGAUGAAGAGCUUUAUUUGACAUAUCUGUAUUCGACUCUACACUUUAUACACCUGUUAAAAUCAUCUUUGUCAUUGAUGUGAAGUUGUGUGUGAAACCUGGUUAUGUCUUAGUGGUACAAUACUUAAGUUUUGUUUUCCAGACAAAAUAGGUGAGGAGACAGCAACUUGUUUUUGUUUUUUUAAAUAAACCUGGAAUAAGUCUG